AUGGGUUUCUUCCAAGCCGCGCGCAAGGUGUUUGCUGGUCUUGGAAUCCUUUAUGGCAUUGCAAUCGUCGCACUCACCGUCCCUUAUCUCCAAACCCAGUUAAGCAAAACCCCCAUCGUCAAUGACACGUUACUGACUUCGUUGAGGAUACCAUGGGGUAGUCGUUAUGAUGCUCCUGAGCUAUAUGGACUGGCGCCGAACAAGACGGCCAACGUGAAAAUUGGCACAGCGGACAACGAGACUAUUGGCGCGUGGUUUGUUCUCUCUGAACCAUUCUACCAAUCACUCCCCCAAAUUCCCACUUCUCAUCCAAUCGAUCUCAUCCCCGCUGCUCUCAAAGCCCAUCCGACCAUCCUUUUCUUACAUGGCAACGCGGGUACCCGUGCCUACAGAGCUCGCAUUCACCAUUACACCGCAUUUUCCUCGAGACUUCGUGCAAAUGUUCUGGCUAUCGACUACCGCGGAUACGGAGACAGCACUGGGUCCCCGACGGAGGCUGGAGUACUUCGUGACGCUCGAGCUGCAUGGGAUUGGCUUAUCGAACGUGGCGCAACCGCGAGUCAAAUCGUCAUCGUUGGACACAGCCUCGGGACCGGCAUAUCCGCGUUAUUGAGUGCGGAGCUUUCAGACGAAGGCAUAUCUCCUAGGGGUGUUGCUCUUUUGUCACCAUUCUCGAGCAUCAGCAAGCCUUUGGCAAUGAUCCCCUUCGCAACUGACUUGGUCCAGAAGACCUUGGUCCAUAGAUUUGAUACCGAUAGAUUGGUCCCUAGAAUGAAAGGCCCGAUUCUGAUCGCUCAUGCCGAAAAUGACUGGGACAUCCCAUACACUCAUUCCGUUGCCCUCUUCGAUACGUUCCUCGACCCUUUCCUCCCCAUAUCGCCGUCUCUUCCUCAGAACGCUGCCGCCCUCUCACAUGAAGACUGGUCCGCGUUCAACACCCAGUUGAGUCUUCGCAACUCCGUCCGGGCGGAGCUCAUAAGCACUUCUGUGCUGCAUAAUUUUGGCACCCUGCAACAGUUCAACGACACUGCACACGGGCGGAAGAUUCUCUAUGUCCAGUCGCUAGCUGGUGGCCAUGACUAUCUUGGCGUACAAGAGGGCGUACAGGACGCAAUCGGAGAGAUGUUCCACUUGACAGAUCAGGCUUAG
Molecule: messenger RNA, 1149 nt
Organism: Mycena indigotica
Lineage: Eukaryota; Fungi; Basidiomycota; Agaricomycetes; Agaricales; Mycenaceae
Product: AB hydrolase-1 domain-containing protein
Exons: 6
Coding region: 1-1149 (382 amino acids)
Biological process (GO): monoacylglycerol catabolic process; phosphatidylserine catabolic process
Cellular component (GO): endoplasmic reticulum membrane
Molecular function (GO): phosphatidylcholine lysophospholipase A1 activity; monoacylglycerol lipase activity
Source: RefSeq, a predicted model, not a curated record